Acipenser ruthenus (sterlet) is the source of this 2769-nucleotide messenger RNA. RefSeq names its product membrane cofactor protein-like. Bases 383 to 1405 code for a protein of 340 amino acids. The transcript is spliced from 11 exons. Lineage: Eukaryota; Metazoa; Chordata; Actinopteri; Acipenseriformes; Acipenseridae. The record is from RefSeq and is a predicted model, not a curated record.
AGGGGGGUGGGAAUAAGAGAAUAGAGGACACCUGUAUUAUAUCUUCUUGCUGCUCUGAAGCCGAGUUUGUACUUUAGAAAGUGUUGUCUUAAGGAACAAACCCCUUAAACAACAACACAUUUAUAUUCUUUAUAAUAAGCAUUUCAUUUUCAACACAACCAGCUCUAGUGAUUUUUUUCUCCACCUAAUUUUGUGUUGGAAAUUCACAAAUGCGAAGAGACUAAAAAAAAGGAGAAAAGGCAUUUUGUUGAAUAAAGUCUACAUUUUCAAGGCAGAGCUACAACCACAACCAGGCGAAUCACAAAACCAAGGAAUACCAGACGAGGACUCGGUGACGUAGUUUUCUUCUUGAACAAUUUGAAGAGAAUAACUAGGAAGAAAAAUGCCUGGACGCAAUACAAAUUCUGCCGACAACGUGUUUAUGAUUUCACUAUGUGUGGGGCUGGCCUUGCUCAUUGUCCGUGUGUCUGGACAAUGUGGCUAUCCUCCAGAUUAUGAGACUGCCAUACUGAAAGAUGAUCAAAUUCAAGGGCCAUCUGACUUUGUCGAGGGAUUUAAAGUCACUUAUACAUGUCGCAGUGGGUAUGUACCAGUGACUGGAUCUCCAACAAUCACCUGUACCAAUUCAGAGUGGUCACAUCUGACCUUGGUGUGUGAUCGCCGAUCAUGUGGAAGUCCAGGAGAGAUACUUAAUGGACGCUUUAAUACUGAUGAGGGUGUUCUUUUUGGAGACAAGGCUUAUGCAGUUUGUGAUGAAGGAUACCAGUUGGUAGGCAGUGGUGUCAGAAACUGUCGCGCUGCUGGCUGGGAUGGUGCCAUUCCUAUAUGUGAAAUUGUUAAGUGUCCAAACCCUCCAGAGAUUGUAAACGGUGAAAUCACAAACCCACCUCAGGGAACUGUCACAUUUGGCACAUCUAUUAUCUACAAGUGUAAUAAAGGGGUUCUGGUGGGUAAUAGGGAGCUUGUUUGCACCAAAUAUGGAAACUACAGUAGUGACCCUCCAGCAUGUAAAGAUCACAAAGGCUGCCCUUCUGUUCCAGUGGAAAAUGGCCGUAAGGUAGCCGGAUUUGGACCUGAUUAUAACUAUGGGGAUUUCAUUACCUUUGCUUGUAAUUCUGGGUAUAUUCUCCAUGGCACUGACACUGUUACAUGUGGAGUAAAUGAAAUUUGGGAACCUGAACUUCCGACUUGCCAAAAAGCUCCAACCACCACAACCACAGAAGUGCCUCCGACACCCUCUCCUGUGCUGUGUGGCACAACAUGUGGAAUCAUUCUUGGCGUAUUUGCUGCUGUCAUAUUGGUGAUUGUUGCUGUUCUGGUCUAUUGCCUGUGUUUCAGAAAUAGGAAUGGCUCAUACCAUACUACAGGAAAUCAUGAAAUGAACUCAGCUAUUAAAGAUGAUUGAUGAGCAACACAAAAAUUAUUGUGAUUUGAGUUUAAAAAGGAAAUCCUCUUCUUCUCCUGGCACUGCUGCUGCUUAUUAAAUUAAUGCCGUUCAGCUGAAAAGGAUUCUCUCCAGUGGUGUGCAUCAAUACAGGCACUAUGAUCUGAUUUUAUUUAUUUCACUGAACAUUCAAUUGUGUGCACCACUCACUUUCAGCAAUACAGUAGUAGGGGCUGGAGUUUGAAAUAAAUAGUUUAUUAGCUAUUACAUUUGAUACCAUCUGAAAAUGUUUAUAUAUAUACACCGUGCUGUGCAAAAGCCUUGGACACAUUCAGGAGUUGCAAUGUAUAUGGAUGUUGUGAGCAUCAGCGGUUUACUCCGGUCCUGCGCUGGUGUUUUCUGCUGUUGUGCAGCGUUGACUGUUCUUGAUGCAGCUUGGUUUGGGUGGGGGAGGCCAGGCUUGUCGGUUUCCGUUGAUCGGGGUCUUCAGGAACUUGUAAUCACGGCAGCUCAGGGUGAACUGUGCAUGGGCAGCUAGUGUGAGGUGUUGUGGUGGCCUUCACAUUUACACAGUGGUUCUCAACAGGGAGGGCUCACCUCCUGGGGUGGGGGAGGGGAGAGAAGCAAUCCCAGGGGGGGUGCGAGAAGCAUCCAAAAAAAAUAAAAAAUCCUUUAAAUUGACGUAAGGCACGGCAGGAUCAGAUAAACAAUGCACGAUCGAGACGUGAAAAAUACAAAGAGUAGAAACAUGCAGAAACGUCUUAGACUUUUGCACAGCAGUGUAUAUGUGUACAAUUCCCAUCACUGUUAAUCCAGUAUUGUGUAUCUUUCUGCACUGGCACGUUUCUCAGUAUGAAGGAGUAUAAUAGGUCUGUGGUAAUAUUGGCCUUUCAUAAAAGUUUAUAUAUAUAUAAGAUUGUGCAACAUUAAGAGAUUUUGUAAUCAUGUGAACUGGAAAAUAUUUGUGCAGCUUUAGAUUAAAAAAAAGCCUUAAAUUAUAUAUAUGUGUGUGUGUGUGUGUAUAUAAUGUGUUGUAUACAUUCUUGGAGUUUUAUAGGACGAUUAUUGAAGUAUGUGAAGAGAGUCUGUCAAUUGAAUUGUAUUCUUCUGUUGGCUCAAUAUCCAAUAUACCUGUACAUCACAUGCCAACCUAAUGCACUGUGCCGUAAUUCAGAUCAAACAAACAGAUCAAGUGUGCCUCAUUCUGUUUGUGGAGGGGGGAAGGGGUACAACCACUGGCUAAGGGAAUAUGAAAUCUCCACUCGGGGAUCUUGCAUAUUUAGCCUUUCACCGAAUCAUCAAUUUGCUUUUGAGGAAUCUUUUUAUUCUUCUCUGUACUGCUUUAAUAAAAAAAAAUUUAAAAAAUUGUGUUACAUAUAACUUUC